CUUCGUUCAUUCUCCAACACUUGGCCUAACCCAGCCACCGUUCUUCCUCUUCUCCUCAUCCAUACACCUCUCUCUCUAUGGACCAUCUCCUGACUCGACGGAUGCCCUCGCCACAUUCGCAAUGUGGUUCGGACGAGAGAGGCGGCGUGUAAUCACCAUCCUCCCCCACCUGCUUCUUCUUCUUCCUCUCUCGGCAAAUCGUGCGCUCGGCCAAGCUGAUGCUAGCGCCUCGACAGCCCACGAUGCCGCAAAAUCGCCUCCCACUACUGUCCCCUCUGCCGAGCUCACUUGCGCCUCGAAGACGGUGAACUACAUCACCCACACACUGCCCCAGCAGUGUCUUACCGCCAGCCCCUCGCCUCUUUCGACUCCCGAGUCCUCGAGUGCCGCCGCCGCCGCUUCUCCCAGCGCUGCCGAGUCGACAGCCGAAGCCGCCGCCCACGAUGACCUCGACGCCGACGGCAACGACCUCAGCACUGGCGCGUUCAUGUCCUUCGAGCAGUGGAAGGCCAUGAUGCUCGAGAAAUCCGGCCAGGACGCGCUGGAACCGAGGCAUCACAAAUCUAGAGACACCCACGGCGGCGUCUAUCCCGGCGAAGACUUCGAUAGUCUCGGCGACGAAGGCGAGGUUUCCUUCGACUUCGACGCCUACUCGGACAGGAUCUCCGAGAUCACCUCGGCUACCCGGCCCUCUCAGAAGGAGAAGGAGGCGGAGAGGCAGGACGACAAGGUGACGUAUGACGAAGGGCUGGCCCAGGGCUACCGGAGCAAGGAUGCGGGGACGACGUGCAAGGAGAGGUUCUCGUACGCCUCCUUCGACGCCGGCGCCACCAUCAAGAAGGCGAGCCCGGGUGCUAAGAACCCCAAGGCGAUCCUAGUCGAGAACAAAGACUCGUAUAUGCUCUUAGAGUGCGCCAUGCAGAACAAGUUCUUCAUCGUCGAGUUGAGCGAUGACAUCCUAGUCGAUACCGUAGUCUUGGCCAAUUUCGAGUUCUUCUCGAGCAUGUUACGCCGCUUCCGAGUUAGCGUUAGCGAUCGGUAUCCCGUCAAGCUAGACAAGUGGAAGAUACUGGGCACCUUCGAGGCUCGUAAUUCAAGAGAUAUCCAGCCUUUUCUCGUCGAAAACCCCCAGAUAUGGGCCAGGUAUGUCCGGGUCGAGAUCCUAAGCCACUACGGCAAUGAGUACUAUUGUCCCGUGUCCUUGCUCAGAGUCCACGGUACACGUAUGCUCGACUCUUGGAAAGAGGCCGACCCAGCCGAUCUCGAGGUCGAAGACGAUCAUGCCAAGGCCACCCCCGAAGCUUCAGGGGAAUCUACCGACAUAGUCGAUGCCCCAGUUGAGGAGGCCGAAGUAGUUGCGCCCAUCCAGCCUGAGAACCAGACGAUUUCCCUAGAGCAGAGUGACUGGGUGCCCUACUGGGAGAAAUCCUAUUUCCGCCAUCAUUACCCGUUUAAUCCCACUUGCGCUGCAACCGAUGCAAGAUAUUACACCCUCAACCCUAGUGAUGACAACUAUGAGCGCAACACAUCAGCAGCAGUCGGGUCAACUAAACGGGUGGCAUCACAUAACUCUAGCACCUCCUUCUCGGGAGCCAUCUCGACGGGAACUGCUGGGAGGGCGGCGGCUAGAACAGCCGACUCGGCCUCCUCAGGCGGAUCUGAGGAGGCCUCGAUGAGCACGGCCGUUGCAAAUGCGACGGGAUAUACGUCAACGGUGACAGCGCCCUCAGAAUCGAGGUCGGGGUCUGCAACGCCGGCAACGACGACGCCUACCACGAUUGUACCUCCGGCUGCAGGCAAGUCCGGUAGUGCGCAAUCCGUCUCGAAAGGCAGAACAGUCGCUCCGACGUCUAUGAGACCUCCGUCUUCGAGAUCCACAGGUUCCAAGGCGCAGCAACAGCCCUCCGGUUCUCCCACCACCCCCCGCAAUAAGACCACGACGGCGUCCUCCUCGGCCAGCCCGGCGCCCACGGUCCAGGACUCGUUCUUCAAGGCGCUGACGAAGCGGCUCCAGACGCUCGAGUCGAACACGACCCUGUCGCUCCAGUACAUCGAGUCGCAGUCCAAGUUCCUGCAGGAGGCCCUCGCGCGGCUCGAGAAGCGCCAGGUGGCCAAGGUGGACUUGUUCCUCGACACGCUCAACAAGACGGUGCUCGGCGAGCUGCGCGAGGUGCGGACGCAGUACGACCAGGUCUGGCAGUCGACCGUCAUCGCCCUCGAGACGCAGCGCGAGCAGUCGGAGCGCGAGAUCGUCGCGCUCAGCGCCCGCCUCGGCGUCCUCGCCGACGAGGUCGUCUUCCAGAAGCGCAUGGCCAUCCUCCAGAGCGUCCUGCUGCUCGGCUGCCUCUUCGUCGCCAUCUUCUCCCGCGGCGCCGCCGGCAUCGAGUCGUACUACCCGAGCCAGUUCCUCGGCACCGCCGGCGCCGACGGCGCCGACAUGGAUACCGGCGGCGGCGGCAACGGCAGCCGCCGUCGCGGCCUGUCGUACUACACCAGGCUCGCCUCCCCCAUCUUCCCGACGACGCCGCGGGCGCGGCAGCAGCAGCACCAUUCCCACUCCCACCACCACCACGCCGCCGGCGCCGGCGCCGCCAAGGACGCCCACGCCCACGCCCACCUCAUGGCCGUCAUCGAGACCGCGAGCCCCCCGACGACAAACGGGACGCCGCCCAGCGUCGGCCGCGGCGACGCCGCCGGCGCGAGGGACCUGGACGGCUCCCCGCCGACCGAGCCGUACUACCCCGACCACCUUCACCACCACCACCACACCCAUCACCACCAAGCCCAUCCCCGCGCCGAAGACACCACCCCGAACCAGACGCCGCACUCCACCGCCUCCGCCCCGGCCUCCACCUACCCCUCUCACCUCCGCCGCCACGGGUCCUGCCCGUCGCCCGACAGGACCGCUGCUGCUGCUGCUGCGGCGGCGGCGGCGACGGCGUCCAAACUCGACGCCAGCAUCGACUUCGCCUUCCGCCCCGCCACGCCCUCGUCCACGCCCAGCUUGCCCGACGCCGCCUACGACUCGGAGCCCGCCACGCCUACCACCCGGAGGAAUCGGGGCCUCCGCCCCCCUGCUGCCGCCGAUUCCGGCGGCCCUACGCCUGCUAUCGCUACUGCCAAUACGAUAACUACUACCGCUACUACUAUUAACGCCGUUUCCGAUGAGGAUGGGAGGGGCGUCGCCGAGGGAGGCAACCCGUCGACAUACGCAGAGGCCAUGGCUAGGAGGUCAGAGAGGCAGCUAACGCCGUCGGAGGACGACGAUAUCGAGUACGCUCCCUCUUUAACGAGUAGGUCGACCUCAGUGCACGCAACACGAAAGCCUCUACCUGCGUUACCAGAAGACCCGGAUUGAUAAGGGUGAUUUACGUAUACAGCCGUUCUAAUGAAUACGAAUGACGAGAUUACGAUUGAGACUACACUGCCUAUGCAUCGGUGUCAAACGUGUAUCUAGUUGCAUUAAGCCACACCACUGCUAUCUAUCAUGCGUACUAACAGAGUUAAGCAUAAAUAUAAAAGCAAAUCGCAGUCGACUAUGGAGGUCGAGCCUAAAGCUGCGCCAUUUCCCCACCAAUCUAGUUGUCUUUUCUCGCCCAAGACCUUGCGGGACGCUGCCGGGGCCAACCAACCCGAGUU
Durotheca rogersii is the source of this 3639-nucleotide messenger RNA. RefSeq lists its product as uncharacterized. The coding region runs from base 122 to 3358 and encodes 1078 amino acids. Gene Ontology annotation, biological process: protein folding in endoplasmic reticulum. The record is from RefSeq and is a predicted model, not a curated record. Lineage: Eukaryota; Fungi; Ascomycota; Sordariomycetes; Xylariales; Xylariaceae. The transcript has a single exon. Gene Ontology annotation, cellular component: membrane; cytoplasm.